This is a messenger RNA of Fonsecaea multimorphosa CBS 102226, 732 nucleotides long. RefSeq lists its product as uncharacterized. The transcript is spliced from 2 exons. The coding region runs from base 1 to 732 and encodes 243 amino acids. The record is from RefSeq and is a predicted model, not a curated record. Gene Ontology annotation, molecular function: aminopeptidase activity. Lineage: Eukaryota; Fungi; Ascomycota; Eurotiomycetes; Chaetothyriales; Herpotrichiellaceae.
AUGUCGCGGCGUACCGAGAGUGGGCGAGGCCGCAUUCGAGAUAUUAUCCCCCAGCUCUACCUUGGAAGAUGGAUACCAGGGGCUCUCAACUCCAUUACCGACGUUCCGGGAGUCUUGGUCCAUACACCAUCCAUCGAGCCUGACAAUGACGUCCAUACCGGCGUUACCACCAUUCUGCCGCGGAAAGACUGGCACAAGUACACGAGUCUCGCUGGCAUGUUCCGGUUCAAUGGCUGUGGUGAGAUGACAGGCGCGCAUUGGCUCAACGAGACCGGCCAACUUAGUUCACCCAUCAUUAUUACAGCGACUUCCUCGGUCGGAGAAGGAUACCGCGGGGUCACCGAGUAUGUUUAUCGAUAUCACCGCAACGACGACGCGGAAUUGAUGGAAACCUAUGACGGCUACUUGAGCGAUCCAGCGAGGUUCGUCGUCACCCCAGAGCAUGUGAUGGACGGUAUCAAGAAGGCGACAGCCGAUCCAGUUCCUGAGGGCAACACUGGCGGCGGCACGGGUAUGAUUUGCCACCGCGUCAAGGGCGGAACCGAUUCCAGUAGCCGCAUCCUCGAGGGCUACGAUCUCGUUGGGCGGACUGUGAACUACACUGUGGGCGUCCUAGUUCAAGCCAACUACGGUGCAGUGGAAAGUCUUCGUAUAGGUGGAGUGCCUGUUGGGCAGAUCCUGGCGAGGGAAGGAAAGGCCCAAAAAGGGAAGUGCCGAAAGUGUCUCAACUAA